UCCCUUUAAUACUUUCUAGCUAUUUUGUGAAUUAAAUUAUUCAAUUUAUAUAUAUAUUUUUUGAUACUGUGUUGGUAAUUGAUUUCUCCUGAUACUUGAUGUUGGAUUAUUCAUGUGAAUUUCCUGAUACUCGAUGCUUCUUUUUGGAGUGUUUGUUGACGUUAAUUUCUGUUUAUCGAAUGAUUUGUUCGAUUUUCUUAUUCGUUUCUCUCAGUUUUUAGUUUUGCAAUGUUUCAUUUGAUGGAUUUUAUGUGGCGUAAGUCAUGUGAAUUUCCUGAUACUCGAUGCUUAUCUUUGCUGUGUUUGUUGAUGUUAAUUUCUGUUUAUCGAGUGAUUUGUUCGAUUUUCUUCUUUGUUUCUCUCGGUUUUUAGUUUUGCAAUGCUUCAUUUGAUGUAUUUUAUGUAGCGUUUUUUUUAUGAUUGCAGAAAGUAAAUUUCAUGGGAUUCGUUGUUACCCAAUCAAGAAUAUUUUUCUUGGAAGACAUUUCCUUUCUCAAUUUCUCAUAUUAAGUAGAUAAAUAAUUUUAUUUCAAAGAAGUGGGAUUCAAUGCAAAUGUUACAAUGUGUGUGUGUGUGGACACGCAUGCGUGCAUGCGUGUGCAUGUGUGUGCGGCUGCCUGCGGGUGUGUGUGUGGGUGUGGGUGUGCAUGUGCGUUUGUGAGAACACCCCGGUGAGUUUUUAUAACACUUGCUAAUGGGCCAGAAAACUUUUAAAAAGGAUCCUCUCUAUGGGGAUUUGUUUGAUCCCAAAUUUUCUAUUUAAUACUCUUGGACGUAGUGAAUAAUUUCUAAAAGAAAAAAAUUGAAAAGAACAUAAAAAAGGGAUUUCAUUAAGGGAGAGAGAGAAAAUUUGGUGAACAGCCGUGGUCCAUUUCGGAUUUAAGCCACUAAGAAUUCAAUUUUUUUUUUUUAAAUUGUUCAUCUGGUGAUGAUGAGAACAUUUACAAACUUUGGGGUUGAAGAAAUCCCCUCAGCUAGGUUUUUCAAAAAUUUUGGACUUGUGAGUUAAUGAUAAAGAAAUUAGCUCAAACGAGUGUGUGCGUGUACAUGUGUGUGCAUGCGCAUGUGUGUGUGCACGUGCCGAAUGGUCGGCUUGGAUAGCCAUGUUCACUGACAGGGUGGGGGCAUUCUCAUCAUAUUAUUUGUGUGUGUGUGUGUGUGUGUGCGUGUCUAUAUAUAUAUAUUUUUAUGCAUGUGUGUGUGUAUUUUGCACUAGUUUCAGCGCCCAUGUUCCCCAAUUUUCAGCUCAAAGGGAUUUAUAGAAAGAAUUUUAAAAUUAAAAAAUACCCCUGCACAUUGUCCGUUGGAUGUGCUCAAAUCAAAUAUGAGCUGUCUGGCCUUUACUAUUUAAUAGGCCAGCCGGCUUUUAAACAUAUUUCCGGUGUGUGUUUAUGUGCCCACACGCGUGCAUGUUAGUGUUAGUGUUUUUGAACUUGGAGAAAAUUGGCAAAUGAUGGUUAACAAACAACAUUGGCAGAUAAUAUUGUGUGUUCAAGAGGCUUAUGGAUGAAGAGAAAGGUGUGAAGGAUGCAUUGCAUUCUUAAAGGCUUUGAGAAAAGUCAAUAAUGGCACUACCCCCUUUUGAUGCUGAAAGGGCUGAAUCAUCUCGACAACAUGUUGUAGCUCUUAACACGCAAUUUGCAAGCUGGGUGCAAUCACAGCUUAAAAAUCACCCUGAUGCGCUGUGGAUGGAUGGUGUACAAGACUAUAUUCGUCAUGCUUCACGUAUCAUGGAGGAAUUCAGUGAUAUAGUUGGUUGGCUUAGAGAAAAUGCAGCAGCUGCCAAUGGUGUUACUGAUGCAAAUAAACUGACGGCUAAGAAUAGAGUUCUGCCUGAAAUCAAGACUCAAAAAUUGCAAGCACAAGUUCCCAACACGAGUGGGUCCAAUCCAAGUGGUCCAUCUAUGAGCUUUGUGAACCCUUGGGGUGCUCCUCCAGCAUCAACCAAUCAAAUUUCAGUUUUUCCAGGAACUCAAAGUGCUACUCUUACUGCAAGGGAGACAUCUGACAAUGUGGACGAAGGUGAUGAAGUGGAACAACCAAGUAGCCCUUCCUUGAAGAAGACUGAAGAGCAAGGAGUCAGAGUGGUACAUGAAGUCAAGUGCAAGUUAUAUAUAAAGCCUGACGAUCCAGUUGAGAAGGGAUGGAAGGAUAUGGGUAUGGGUCAACUUUCUAUAAAAUGUGUUGAGGGUGCUGCAAAAGCUACGAAGGAAUCUAAACCAACAAUUAUAAUCAGGAAUCAUGUUGGGAAAGUGUUGCUUAAUGCUUUGAUUUAUCCGAGCAUCAGAAUGAAUAUUCAAAAGAACACUCUCGCUACAAUAUUCCAUACUUCGGGUGAUGGUUUCUCUGGUGGAACGGAAACAGGUAAAGAUAAUGAUAUUGUCGUAGCUCGCACAUACUUGUUAAGGAUGAAAUCUGAGGAGGAGACAAAUAAGCUUGCUGAAGCCAUCAAAGUGUACACUCCAGUGCUUGAAUAAUCUCUCAUAUGGGUAGGGACUUGUCAGGGUCUAGAUCCUGAGCCCCCAAGAGUUGGGCCAAGAAAGUUUUAACAGGAGAAGUCCUAAAAAUUUAUGUAAAACCAGGAGGUUCUGGUGAUUUGGGAGUUUCUCGACUCAAAAUUAUCUGGCUCCUGAUCCCAUCGGACUCAGAUGAUUGCCAAGUCGAGAUUAACAUUUUCAAUGUAUAGAGUGACACUGAAUCAAAGCACACCAUGUCUUGAUGGAUGGUGAGGACACAUUUGUAAACACUGCUGAGAAUACCACUUGCUGCUAGAGUCUGUUUGUUACCAUACCACUUGAUAAGUUACUUGCCUAUUGUUUUUGGUUGGUUGAGAUUAUAAAACAAAUUAUUUUUUGGUAUACAUUAAUUUAUUCUCUUUGUUACCUUAUUACACAAAUUUCUAAACACUUGUCGAAAGGACUCUCUCUCUCACUCUAUCUCUCAUAAAAAUGAAACUUAUGUAAGAAUCUAUGUAACUUGGACACGUGUAUCUAUGACCUUUGAAAGUUGUUGGCACAUCAAGAAAGACAUAUUGUUUGACACUUUAGAAAUUUAAACACACUAUUUUAGCCUUUUUCUUGAGAAAAGUUCACUUUGAAAGAACUUAACUUGAAAUCCCACCCAGACUCCCCUCACGUUGAGUGAUGUAUGGAUGUGCAUGUUUCAAUGGCCAAUUUUGCUGUUCUUAUUUCUGAUAUGCGCAUCGUGUUGUUAUGUAUUUGUGAGGAUCCUUGUAGACAACUGCUGGGAGCAAUGUUGUUAAAUUUGCUUUUGGCUUCGGUCUUCAAAGCGAAGCAAAAGUUGUAGCUCAGAGAGAGAGAGAGAGAGAGAUUGUUGGGUAAACGGAGAAUUUACAUCCUAGUAAUUUGGAGUUAAGAGAGAGAGAGAGAGAGAGAGGGAAGGAGGGAGAGAAAAAAAGUAAACUAGAAAAAUAAUAGACAAGAAUAAGGGUGAGAGAAUAUCCAUCCAAAAUCACAAGACUCGAGCAUUUCUUCUUUUCUUCUCUCUAUUUUUUUUGGGUCUAAUAAUUAUAUAUUUAUAAAAGAAAAUAACCUUAAACCUAAUUUUCUUCUUAAGAAAUCUGAAUUAAUUUUAAAUCCUAACCUUUCAUCCUUUAUUUGAAAAUAAACUUUUUUGCUCUAUCCAUCAAUUGUCUACAAUUAAAAAAUAUACAAGUGCCCUCAUAGAAAACUAGAAAUCCAAAAUAAUCUCUAAGCUGUUUAUUAAGGUGUUGAGAACAAAGAAAUUGCUAGAUGAACGGAGGAAAUGUAUUGUGGUACCUAUUUACAAGAACAAAGAAAGCAUACAAAAUUGUGCGAAUUAUCGAAGGAUCAAACUUAUGAGCCACACCAUGAAGCUUUGGGAGAGAGUAAUCGAGUAAGGAUUAAGGCAAGAAACAAGUAUAUCAGAAAACCAAUUCAAUUUGUGCUAGGGAGGUCAACAACUGUGGUUAUUUUCCUACUUAGGCGAUAGAGAGAAGUUUAGGAUGAAGAGAAAAUCCUACAAAAUAAAAAAAGUACCUAUUAAAUCAUUCUUUUGGGGUGGGAGAAGUUCAACCUCGAGCUUAUUGUGUGCAAUAUAUCUCUCAAAAGCUAAUUGAAUAACCAAUGUAGUCUUAUUAUUUAUUGAUGUACUUUGUAUUAUUUAUUAGAUUAAUCAAUCACACUUGAUGUGCAACAUGUAGUGGAACAUUGGGAUGCGAAGUAUAGUUUUGAUUUCAUUUUUAAGUUUUUCAUAAAACUUGGGAAGAUUAAUUUUGAUAUCAACAUUUUCUCAAAACAUAUAAGCUCAACUGGUAGUGGAGUUUGAUUAAUCCUUGCGAUAUUUUUUAGUCAUUGCAAUCACUGAAUUAUUUCACCAAUCAUUGCAACCUAGAGUGAGAUUUGGUGUCGGAUUUAUAUGAUUGUGAGCACCAUCUUGUAAAUGAGCAAUAUUUUUUAAUCAUUGCAAUCACUUAAUUAUUUCACCAAUCUUUCCACGAAAUGUGCCUAUAUCUUCUUGAAUUUAGUGGAUUUGGCUUGGACUAUCUUCCAUGACUUGAUUUAUGUUCUAUUUAAUUUGUUGAUUCGCAAGCUCCACUGUAGCAUACUUCCUAAGCCGCAAGAGUGAAUUUUGGUGGCAUUAUGAUUUAUAGACCCUUCUGUAGCUCUGAUAGCAAUUGGCGUGGGGAAGGAGUGGGAAAAAAAUAGCAAACUAGAAAAAUAAGCACAAGAAUUAAAAUGUGAGAGAAUAUACUCUCUCUAGGGUUUGCGGGGAGUCUAAUCUAUUUUUUUUUCUUUUUUCACAAGACCCUAAAAUAUAACUUCUCCCCAAUAAAUUCUAAUCAGUAUUAAAUCCUAACCCUUUAUUUUCUAAAAAAAAAAAAAUUUCAGUUCUACCCAGACAAUUCUCUACAAUGAAAAUGACCCACCCCAAACCCCAAAUCUAAAAUCUAGAACUAGUAAACUAAAAACAUUAAAAACCUUUUAUAUCAUACUUACUUCCAUGUAAUUUGGGGUGAAAGAGAGAUUACAUCCUCGUAAUGUGGGAUCUGAAAGAGUGAUUUCAUCCCCUCCAAUUUGGGUUUCUAAACUAGAAGACUCAUCUACAAGGUUUCCCGAGGGAGUGCAAAAAUGCUCCUAGUAAUAUUUUUAUUUUAGCAAAAGACUUGUAUAAAAAGAAAUACGUUUAUGUAAGGUUGCAACCUUAUGUUGUAGAAGUAAGUGUACCUCAAAAAUCCUAUAGGAAAGAGUGUUACUGAAAUUGGAAGACCAUCCAAUUGAUCAUUUCCACCUUGAGAUGUAUAAAUUUAAAUAAUAGAAAGAGAGAGAAUCAGGUCCUAAAAAUGUUAUAUCUUAUAACACGUUAUCUAGACCAUCUAAUUCAAGAUUUUUUAAAUGUUUAUAAAUUUACUCAACUUGCACAUUUUAAAAUUUCAUGAUUAGGGUUGAACAUGGAUUUUCAAGUCAUUAUAAGGUUUCCUAUAUUGGAACUAUAUAAUUCAGUAAAAUUUAGAGGUGUGCCUUAUCUGUACAAAAAAAAAUUAAAAAUAAAAAAAAUAAUGUAGGCAGAAACCUCACCCAUUUAAACAAUGGUAUUAGGUUAGUUUUUUAGGCUUUAUGGGAUUCCUCCAUCCAAACUAAAAUGUCUAGAAGUCCGUGUAAUAAUUUGUUGAAUUAUUGCUAAUUUAUAGCCUAUAAAGAGUACUCCCGCAUGAGCACGCUAUAUAUUACUCCCUAGGUCAAAAGAACUGCUGGAUAGGAUUUUGAAAAAGUUUUGGGAUACAUUUCACAGUCACCGGAAAAAGAACCGAAUGAGUAUUUUAAAAAAGAAAAAA
Molecule: messenger RNA, 5815 nt
Organism: Amborella trichopoda
Lineage: Eukaryota; Viridiplantae; Streptophyta; Magnoliopsida; Amborellales; Amborellaceae
Source: RefSeq, a predicted model, not a curated record